UAUAAAACCAAUAAACCUCAAUGUUGCUACGAAUUCAAACCAGAUUAAAACAUAUGCACACAAUAUGUUUAAGAUGAUAAUCCGUAACCUUGAUCUUAAACGCAAAUCCAAUCGCAAAUCCAAUUUCAUAAAUCAUGAAUCCCCAAUUUUAAAUCCAAUUUCAUAAAUUUGGGAUGACAUAUACGCAAAUCCAAUUUCAUGAAUCCCCAAUUUUAAAUCCAAUCUUAAACGCAAAUCUAAUAUUAAAUCCAGUUUCUUUUAACCCAAAAAUUGUUGGGGGUACGAUGACAUAUACACAUACUAUGUUUCAACAUUGUGUUCAAGGAAGUUUUUUUUAAAAGGAUAUCAAUGUAUUUGGGAUCCAGCACCUCUUAAUGUUGUGAACGCUGAGACGGACGAAUCAUGGAAGAUAAAAGUCAAAAUUGUACGAUUGUGGAAGCAGACGUACACCAACAACCUUGCCAUGGUGGCAAGCAUCGAUAUGGUCCUCAUGGAUGAGCAGGGUAAUAAGAUCCAGGCUACUGUCAAAAGGAACUUGUUUCCCCAGUUUGAAAUGUUGCUACUAGAGGGGGCUGUCAGGGUCAUUUCGAACUUUGGUCUUGCAUCAAAUACGGGAAAGUUCUUGCUUACUCAGCACAAAUGCAAAAUUAACUUCUACCGUACCACAGUCGUCCGUAUUUGCACCGACUGGGACUCUGAUGAACAGCAGUUCGAUUUUAUGUCAUUCACUGACAUUCUGGCUCAGAAAAGGGACCCAAUCUAUGCUUUUGAUGUAAUUGGUGAGGUGAUCUGGUGUGAUUCCACGAAGGUUUUGUCCACAAAAGGCGGUCAAUACAGGAUCAAAACUGUUCAUCUCCAAGACACUCAGGGUGUCAAAUUAAAUUUAGCACUAUGGGACAACUAUGCUGAUCAGUUGACAACGUUUUUGGCUGAUGAAAAAAACAAGGAUACCAGUGUAAUCCUUCUGCUUGAGUUUGCCAAAUCAGGAGAAUGGGGAAUUAAAUGAACUUCAGGUCUCUAAUUCGAUGUUUGGAUCCCGGUUGUGGAUUAAUGAUGAUCUCCCUGCUAUAAGCGAGUUCAAGGACAGGUUGUUGGCUGUAAAUGCUGAAGUUAAUGCAAACAACAGGGUACUUUCCUCAAACAUGGUGUAUUCGAAUCCACGUGAUUACUGGAUGAAGUGGGAAGUGAAAACUAUUGACGAGAUUGCUGAUAUCAACACGGUUACCGGUUGUGUUGUCGUUGGUACCAUUAUCUCUAUUCAAGCAGAAAAUGGAUGGUAUUAUCUUGCUUGCCAUAAAUGUUCUAAGAAAGUAGAACGAGUGUUUACUGCUUUGGAUGGCAUUCCCAAAUCUAAGUUUGAGUGUGGUGAAUGCGGGGUAGUAACUGAUGUGUAUGGGAGGAUAAAGCUCCAAGUGAGGGUACAAGAUGGAACUGGAACUGUUUUUUUUAUCUUAUUUCAAAAAGAUGUGACUGACUUCAUUGGAAAAAAGGCAACGGAUCUUUUAAGCAAGAUCAACCAGGAGGAUGACUUUGAACUAUUUCCGGAAGACUUUAACAUGUUUAUCAACAAACGAUUUGCGUUUAAGAUCAAGGUUUCGGAUUAUAAUCUUAAACACAACUAUCGUGUCUACACUGUUAACAAGCUAAGUGUCGAUGAAGGUAUCAUCAACUCUGUUUUGGAAUUAAUUCCAAUGCUUGAGGAUAUCCCUGAUAUCCCCCGAGAUGCUGAUGUCAAAAUAGAGUCGAUUGAAUCAAAAGCGGCUCUCUCAAAGGAUGCGGUUUCGGUGACUGGAGAUACAACUACCCCUAAUGAACUGUUGAAAAGCACUGCGUCCAGUCCUGGUACAAAAAGGAAAAAUGAGGAUGCGGGCGAUGAAACUCAUGUCAUGUUCAAGGCAUCUUCUUCAAAGAAUCGUCCUGAUAUUUCCACCUUGAAGAUACCGAAGAUGGAGAAGCUUUAAGCUGAAGCCUACAUUGAAGCCUACAUCAACGAUCACCUGCUUCUUUUUCAUGCUACUCUUUUAGAGUUAUUGCAUUUUCGUUCAGUCCAUUUUAGACAGUUUGAAUUUUUAGCUUGGUUUGGUUUGUUUUGGUUAUGUUUUCUUUCAUGGA
Messenger RNA from Erigeron canadensis, 2112 nucleotides. RefSeq lists its product as uncharacterized. The transcript has 12 exons. The coding region runs from base 1026 to 1961 and encodes 311 amino acids. Lineage: Eukaryota; Viridiplantae; Streptophyta; Magnoliopsida; Asterales; Asteraceae. The record is from RefSeq and is a predicted model, not a curated record.